Eurytemora carolleeae is the source of this 2550-nucleotide messenger RNA. Its product is annotated as zinc finger protein 431. The transcript is spliced from 5 exons. Gene Ontology annotation, molecular function: RNA polymerase II transcription regulatory region sequence-specific DNA binding; DNA-binding transcription factor activity, RNA polymerase II-specific. Gene Ontology annotation, biological process: regulation of transcription by RNA polymerase II. Gene Ontology annotation, cellular component: nucleus. The record is from RefSeq and is a predicted model, not a curated record. Bases 1 to 1986 code for a protein of 661 amino acids. NCBI's taxonomy places the organism in Eukaryota, Metazoa, Arthropoda, Copepoda, Calanoida, Temoridae.
AUGGGCGCUAUCAGGGAUAGUGAAGUAAAACAAUUAUUUUUAAAUGCCAAGCCACGAAGGUUUGAGUUUGGAGAUGAGACGAUGUCAAAUACUCAAAUGAGAGAUCCAAAUUUAGCAAAUGGGAACCGGGUUAAGUCUAAAUACUUUCAGAGCAUUGAAGCUGGGACUGAUGAUAAACGAGUAUUAAAGCAUAUUAUGAUUAAUAUUCUGAACCUGAGGAAUGGAAUGGAAGAUAACCUACUCCUAAUCCAAAAAAUCAACCUGAUGAUACAGAAGGAAGAAGAGGAGCAGAAGGGUUUUGAUGAUGCGAUCCAUGCUGCCCAGCAACAUAUUGACUCCAUUAAUACAGUGUAUAUACUGGGAGUAUCCUGGCUUAAAGAUGAAACCGAUUAUGUUUUGAAAGUAAUAGAAGAAUUGCCGGAUGAAGAAAAUCUUGAAGAUGAAGGGAAGUUUGACAGUUUUAAAACUGAUGAAUUAAUGGAUGACUUUGAUGAUAUAAAGAUUGAGAUAAAUGAUCCUGAGCAGUUUACUAGUGUGAAUCAGACCCAGAUAGAAUCUGUUUUCUCUUCCACACUUCUGAAAGAGGAACCGAGGGAGAUAAAACUUGUAAAAGAUUUUGAAAAGUCAAAUUCUCUUUGGAAAUCAGCAGAAACUUUACGAAAUGAACCAACCCACACAGAAAAUUUAGAAGCAAAUAAACAAGAUGUUUUUCAGUUCAAAUGCGAUCUAUGUAAGUUUACUGGAAUCACAUUGCAGCUCUUCAAGGAACAUAAAGAUGUUUUCCACAGUGAAGUUUUGUAUCCAUGUAACGAUUGCCAAUAUAUUGGAUCAUCAGCAGUUAAACUGAAAGUUCAUAAAUCUCGGGAACACACAGACAAAAACUUUCAUUGUGAUAAUUGUGAUUUUAUGUCGACUAAACUUGAACUUCUGAAAGCGCACAUAAAAAGAAAACAUUCGGAUAAAUCAUAUUGCGACCAAUGUGAGUAUUCUGGUGUAAAGACUGAAGUUAAAAGACAUAUUAGAAUUAAGCAUGAAGGAUUAAGAUACUCUUGUGACCAAUGCAAUUACAAAGCCACUCAAAAAUCUCGUUUAUUAAAACACAUCAAAAUCAAGCAUGAAGGUCUUAAAUAUUCUUGUGACAAGUGUCCGACAGUUUUUACGGAUGAUAAGAAUUUAAGAAGACAUAUUUUAAGUGUUCAUGAAGGAAAACGGUUUUAUUGUGAUCAAUGUGAGUACUCAGCCACUCAACCAACUCAGCUGAAAGAGCACUUUGACGGAGCACACAGAGGUAUAACUUAUCCCUGUGAUAAAUGUGAAUAUGUAGGAACUCAAGUUGGGUACUUGCGCCAUCAUAAACGUACAAAACAUACUUUCGAUGAAAUUCACAAUUGUAACCAAUGUGAGCAUGUAGCAAGAUCAAGAGGAUAUUUGAAGUUGCACAAAAAGAGUGUACACGGUGUACAUUACGGUACAACAGACGAAGAUUUAGAUGUGUUCUGCGAUGAAUGUGGACAUGUAGCAAACACGAAAGAAGAAUUGAUCGUGCAUAAGAAUAAAGAUCAUGAAACGUCUAAAAUGUUAAGCUGUGAUCAAUGUGAUUUCUCAACCUAUCACUUGAUUUCUUUUAAUUCUCAUAAAAAUUUGCAUGAUUUAAACUUUUCUUGUAAUCAAUGUUCCUUCCUCGGAACAACAAAAAAGAAUUUAAAGAUGCACAUAAAUAUGAUUCACGAGGAUGUUAAGUAUAAAUGUGAUUUAUGUGAAUAUGUUGCUCAUCAAACUUCUCAUCUAAAAGUGCACAGAGAAGCCGUUCAUCUUGGUAUUAGAUACCAGUGUGAUAAAUGUGAAUUUGCAGCAACUGCUAAGGGAACUUUGAAACAGCAUAAGUUGAGCAAACAUGACGACACGAAGUAUCCCUGUGAUGAAUGUGAAUUUGUUGGAUCAACACCGAUUAUGUUAAGAAGACAUAUGAAGACAAAACAUGACUGAAGGGGGCCGUUACUAGCUAUCUACUUAAAUACCAUAAUUAUUGCAGUUAGUACUGAUUGCAACCCCGUAAUGUCAAAAGUAUUGUUACAGUCAGUUAAAUUUACAUUUGCGGGGUAAAAUAUGUAAAUGGGCAAUUAUGUAUCAAAAUAAUGUGAUUAAGUGAAAAUCUGCGAUUUGACUAAAAUUUAGCAAAUUAAAAAAAUCCAAAGUUAAAAAAUUAAAUUUUCGAAAUACUGGGGAAAAAGUUUUUUUUUUAAAUCCAUAGAUUUAUCAAAACCUUAUUUCGAGUGACAACUUCCCAAAUCUACAUUUUCUUAAUUCUUUAAUUUCUCAAAAGACACUCUUAAAAACUACUUGCAGCCCUCGCCCCUGACUGUAUAGUGUAUCUUGCCGCAGCGCAAUGUCGCAAACCGAACCAAACCAAAUCAUUUGCAGUAGAAAUCUUUCUUCUUUCAGCCAAAUUUACAUUUUAAAAUUUCUGUUUGAAACAAUACAUUUGGAAAAUUUUGAGUGGAGAAAAUGCUGAUGGAAAAGUACCUGAACACUAAACAUUAUUAUUUUCAG